Molecule: messenger RNA, 2613 nt
Organism: Rattus norvegicus (Norway rat)
Lineage: Eukaryota; Metazoa; Chordata; Mammalia; Rodentia; Muridae
Gene: Spag6
Product: sperm associated antigen 6
Cellular component (GO): microtubule cytoskeleton; axoneme; sperm principal piece
Source: RefSeq, a predicted model, not a curated record
ACAACAAUAAGGAGAGAUUUCAAGCACCCAAGAGCAAAUUCCCCCAUGAUUUCUAAGUCCAACAAUAAAAUUUGGGAGACAUAGAGGUUCUUGAGAUGGCGGCGAAUAAUUUUAAAGGUGGAGCGCUCACAGAGUUUUCCUUCUGGUCAUGCUGGCUUUGGAGCAACUUUUAAUUAAGAAAGCUUAUGUCUUCAAAAUGCUACAGGGAACUGAAAAUAAAAAGAGUACACUCCAUUAGCAAUUUUACUAAUUCACUAGGGGUUUCCCGGUAUGUCUCUACCUGGGAGCAGACACUUUUGCUUUAAAGGCCCUGUUGGGGAAAAUGUAGAAGACCUCUGCGAAACUUACAGAGGUGUCUUUAAUUGCUGCUCAUAUAUCGUGGACACUGCAGGAAUCCGGAGAUCAGAAAUGCCAGCUAAGGAAGAGAGGCAUUAUAGGACACGGAGUAACUUGAUGCAGUGCCGCAUUGAUCCCAUCGGAUCACCCCGCGCUAACACAGCUGUCAGUCUGAUUUCUGGUUCCCAGAACACCCUCCUUUCCUUCCAGCCCCUAGCCCGCGCAGCAGUCGGGAAACCCUGCCUCACAGGAUGGGUCGGCACAGACCAAGUCCUCCCAGGAGCUUCCCGGGUCCCGUGCACCGCCAGCAAGGAAGUGACAACCGACGAAUGCGUGCCACGAGCAACACUGGAGUCUCAGGUCCUCCCUCGGCCACUCCAGCUACCACUGUGACGUCACGACAGGGACCUACUGUUGCCGGGGGGACGGCUUCGUUCCAGUUCUGGUCUGUUGCCCCAGAGUGUGGGUACACAGAGCAGUCCCAAGGGACGUCGAGGGGUCGCGGCGAGAGGACCCGACGCACGCCGCGGCGCCAUGAGCCAGCGGCAGGUGCUGCAAGUGUUCGAGCUGUACCAGAACGCCCGGACCCGGUUCGUGCAGAUGGUGGCGGAGCAGGCGACCAGACCUCAGAACAUUGAGACACUGCAGAAUGCGGGUAUAAUGUCUUUGCUGAGACCUCUUCUUCUGGAUGUGGUGCCAACCAUUCAACAGACUGCUGCCUUGGCUCUGGGGAGGCUGGCCAACUAUAACGAUGACUUAGCAGAAGCAGUUGUGAAGGGUGACAUUCUUCCACAGCUUGUCUACUCACUGGCAGAGCAGAAUUGCGUCUACAAGAAAGCGGCUGCGUUUGUGCUGCGAGCGGUUGGCAAACAUUCUCCUCAGCUGGCGCAGGCUACAGUUGACUGUGGGGCCCUGGACUCACUGGUGAUAUGCUUGGAAGAUUUUGACCCAGGAGUCAAGGAAGCUGCAGCCUGGGCACUUGCAUAUAUUGCAAGACAUAAUGCAGAACUGUCACAAGCUGUGGUGGACGCGGGAGCUGUUCCUCUUUUAGUCCUCUGUAUCCAGGAGCCAGAAAUUGCUUUGAAAAGGAUUGCUGCCUCGGCCCUCAGUGAUAUCUCAAAGCACUCCCCAGAGUUAGCGCAGACUGUGGUGGAUGUAGGAGCCAUUGCUCAUUUAGCCCAGAUGAUCCUCAACCCUGAUGAAAAACUGAAGCAACAGGUCCUGUCAGCUCUGAGUCACAUCGCGAAGCACUCUGUGGACCUGGCGGAGAUGGUUGUGGAGGCAGAGAUCUUCCCUGUUGUUCUUACCUGUCUGAAGGACAAAGACGACUUUGUGAAGAAGAACGCUUGCACUCUGAUCAGAGAGAUCGCAAAGCACACACCGGAGCUCUCCCAGCUGAUCGUUAACGCAGGAGGCGUGGCCGCCGUGAUUGACUGCAUUGGGUCCUGCAAAGGGAACAUCCGUUUGCCUGGCAUCAUGAUGCUGGGUUAUGUGGCUGCUCAUUCUGAGAACCUGGCCAUGGCGGUGAUCAUCUCCAAGGGUGUACCCCAGUUGUCAGACUGCCUGUCAGAAGAACCAGAAGACCAUAUUAAAGCCGCGGCUGCCUGGGCUCUGGGGCAGGUCGGGAGACACACUCCGGAACACGCACGCGCAGUCGCUAUCACGAACACGCUGCCAGUGCUGCUGGCUUUGUACAUGUCCUCAGAGAGCUCUGAGGACCUGCAGGUGAAGAGUAAAAAGGCCAUAAAGAAUAUCAUCCAAAAAUGCACCUACCUCCCAGCUCUUGAGCCGUUUCUCUAUGAUGCGCCUCCCAAUAUCCUGAAGUAUGUGGCUGGACAGUUCAGUAAGGUGCUCCCACAUGACAGCAAAGCUCGAAGGCUUUUUGUAACAAGUGGCGGACUUAAAAAGAUCCAGGAGAUAAAAGCAGAACCGGGUUCUAUCCUCCAAGAGUACAUCAACAACAUCAACAGCUGCUACCCAGAGGAGAUAGUGAGGUAUUAUUCUCCUGGAUACUCAGACAUCCUUCUGCAGAGGGUGGACAGCUAUCAGCCCCUCGCUAACUGAAUGAAGUGAUCCCAAUACCCAGGUUCACAGGAGAGUGAGGAUAACAGUUGUUAAAGAUUGUUCCGAAAUGUUUAAACUAAGUGUAUCCAAUGUGAAAAUAUUUACAUUUUUAAUUUUCUUAUUUGUGUAAUACUUUAUAAAUUAUUAGCUACAAUGUAUAGAAAGACUUUACAGUCAUUUGCUUGAAUAAAGGAAAAUUUAAAAGGCAAUAAA